UGUGGAUCUCCAUGGUUACGGUGUUGGUGUGGAUGGUGAUGGUUUUGAUUUCUAUGGUGACGGUUUGGAUGGUUAUGGUGUGGAUCUCCAUGGCGACGCCUUUUCCCGCCGCUCUCUGGCGCCCCCUGCCGCUCGGACCCGAGCUCCACACGCCCGUGACGUGACGUCAGAGUCGUCAUGGCGUCUGCGGGACUGAAGCUAGAGCUGCAAUUGAGCUAAAAAAAAAAUCUGUCGACAGUUUGUGGAAAACGAAAUGGAGAAAAAUGCAAACGUGCAUGAAGCCAGAGACACGACCUCCCCGUCUCCCAGGACGGCGGGGGACGUGAAGGAUGCUGCCGCGGGUUCUGGGCUGAAGGGAACCAGCGACCAAUGCACGAAGAGUGAACCUCCGCUCAGUAGUAGUUUGGUUCUCGGUAGUUGCAGUGAUGGCUCCAGCCCCGCCGUCCAUGGGAUCCCGGCGGUUGCGAACCCACAACCCACAAACACCACUCAAAGCCUACCAUUGCAUGGAGACGACGUGGUAGGGAACGGGCCAUGGACGGACCCGGACCCCGACCCGGGGCCGAGGGAUGCGACCAGUAACGGGAUGGGGAAGAACUCGGUGGUGGCUUCAGGAAAUAGCGAGGGUGGCACCUCAAAGUUGGUGGAUAGCAGAAAGGGGGAUCUACUCUCGACUCCUACUGAUGUGAGCAGCACGGGUCUGGUGCAGGAGGACACUUUAGGCGGUGAUGGAGUCGAGCAAAGGAAGCCUGUCAGACCCAAACAUCUAUGUCCGGACACUACCAUAUCGUCGACCAGCGUCAGGUCCGAGAACCCCGCUGACCAGACCACAUCCGACGGAUUGCCAAGUACGAGUGACCCCGAUCCGAGCUUUGUGGGAGAAUCUCGUAGUAUAGAUUCACUCGAGUCCUUCUCCAACCUGAAUUCCUGCCCCAGCUCUGAACUCAACAGCGAGUGCCUGGAGGAACGGGGUCUGGCCUUGUCUCUGCAGAGCGAGGAUGGUGCUGAUGAGACUAAGGUUUCCUGCGCCAAGGACCGAGGCGCCGCCGGCCAGUCCAUCUACCACAUCAAGUGGAUCAAAUGGAAAGAGGAAAACACCCCCAUCAUCACCCAGAACGAGAACGGGCCGUGUCCACUGCUGGCCAUCAUGAACGUCCUUUUGCUGGCUUGGAAGGUCAAGAUGCCCCCUAUGAUGGAGAUCAUCACUGCUGAACAACUCAUGGAGUAUCUUGGAGAUUACAUCCUCGACUCCAAGCCUAAAGAGAUCUCUGAGGCCCAGCGGCUAAACUAUGAGCAGAACAUGAGUGACGCGAUGGCCGUCCUCCACAAGCUCCAAACCGGGCUGGACGUCAACGUGAGGUUCACCGGCGUGCGAGUCUUCGAAUAUACCCCAGAGUGCAUCGUGUUCGACCUCCUGGACAUCCCUCUGUACCACGGGUGGCUGGUCGACCCCCAGAUGCAGGACAUGGUGAAGGCGGUGGGGGCCUGCAGCUACAACCAGCUGGUGGAGAAGAUCAUCUCCUGCAAGCAGUCGGAGAACAGCGAGCUGGCCGGGGAAGGCAUGGUGGCGGAGCAGUUCCUGAGCAGCACGGCGACCCAGCUCACGUACCACGGGCUGUGUGAGCUGACGGCGGCCGUGCAGGAGUGGGAGCUGUGCGUGUUCUUCAGGAACAACCACUUCAGCACCAUGAUCAAACACAAGGGCCAGCUGUACCACCUGGUGACGGACCAGGGCUUCCUGACGGAGGAGAAGGUGGUGUGGGAGAGCCUCCACAACGUGGACGGCGACGGCAACUUCUGCGACUCAGAGUUCCGGUUGCGCCCGCCGUCGGAUCCGGAGACUGUGUACCGCGGGCAGCAGGACCAGAUCGAUCAGGACUACCUGAUGGCCCUGUCGCUGCAGCAGCAGAGUGCGGAGGUGGAGUGGGCGGAGCUCCCCGAGGGCGUCAGCGACCUGGAGCUCGCCAAGAAGCUCCAGGAGGAGGAGGACCGCCGCGCCUCCCAGUACUACCAGGAGCAGGAGCAGCAGGGCCAGGAGGAGCCGGCGGGGGCGGAGCCAGGCCACGGGGAGAGCGGGGCUGCGGCCGCCGACCCCGCCCCCAGGACGGGGCCCGGGGGCGGGGUCGAGGCCGCCGUGGGGCCCCCCUCCAGCCCCGGGAAGCAGCCCGCCGCCGGGGAGCGCAAACCCAAGAAGGAGUCCAAGGAUAAAGACAAAUGUGUUCUUUUGUAAUAUAGUGUGUGUGUGUGUGUGUGUGUGUGUGCGCGCGUGAGUGAGUGUGUGCUUGCGUGCACAUGCCCAGCUGUGCAUGUGUAAAUCUGAGAAAAGGGGACAGCGUUUGAACAACACUACACACAGCUCCCCUCGCCCCGAGAGAGAGAGAGAGGGAGAGAGGGAGACAGAGAGAGAGAGAGAGAGAGAGAGAGAGAGAGAGAGAGAGAGAGAGAGAGAGAGAGAGAGAGAGAGAGAGAGAGAGAGAGAGAGAGAGAGAGAGAGAGAGAGAGAGAGAGAGAGAGAGAGAGAGAGAGAGAGAGAGAGAGAGAGAGAGAGAGCCAGCUGGGAGGGAGAGCGAGACUCAGAGGACUUGUUGUCCCACCACUGGUGCCUGCUGCCCUCCCCUUCCCCGGCCUGGAGGUCAGCGGAGGGGAUACCUCGACGUCUACCGUACCCCCCUCCCCUCACACACGGCGGCUCUCGGACGGCGUCACAAGUCGCACAACGCACUCUAUUUGUGACGGGGGCUCGAGCUCGGGGCGGUGGCUUCUGUUUCAUAGCAGCACCCCCCCCGCCCCAUGUGUCCGAGAGGAGGAUCACUUCUCGCUCUCCUUAUGGAGGCUUUGUGGGGUUUCCCAAUCUCCUCUUGCGUCCUUCCCUCACUCGUAUAACGGAGAACACUAUUAGGCUGCUAAGGCCAUUUGUCGGAUUGCUUUGUACACCCCAUAACGUUGUCUUGUGCUGAUUUGCCUUACCACUGUUUGAAUGUCUAGUUUUUAACCGUACAUUUUAUUUUUGUGAUGAUCUUCAUAUUUUAUUUGCUCAGCAUGACUGAUGUAACGUUACAAAAGGCGAAUACUUUUGAAAGCUAUAUACAUUUUAGUAUUUAUUUUCUCUAUCAUUAUGCCCUUUAUGUUAUCGACCUGCCCAUCUCACCACGGACAAUCACACCCAGCACCCUGGGAUGGGGGGCUGAGAUCUAGACGGUUCUAGAUCAGCUAAAUGAGAGCGCCGCCAAACAGAAAAAAAGAAAUUCUUUAAUCAUUGGAAAAUAAUUUGCACAUCGCUUGAAAGGCCAAACACCUCUUCCACGUCCAACUUUUCUCCCUUUCAUCUAAUCAGGCCACGGUUCUCAUAGUCUGGAACCCAUUUAGAUUCCCUCUGAGCGUCUGUAAAGAAGAUCAAUGGAUUUCAGGCGACACGCUCCACAGACUGACACUAUGUUGACUGAUGAUUAGACUGAAUAGUCCUUACUUUCAUCAGACAUAACCCUAAUUAAGCAAUUUAAACAUAUAUGCUGGUCUAAAUAUCCAGAGAUUUCAACCUUAACACCUAAUGAACACGUUCUUGAAAGAGAACCUUUAGUUUGCAGACAUUGUGUACAUAACUAAUCUGCACUUGUUGUUAUAUAGACGUGUGUAGGCAGCCACGAGCCUACUGCCUCCGGGGAACCUUUUCUAUACAUUCCAGUGGGAUGCCUUGACUUAAGCCUUUAUUUGUCAUAUCAAACAACGGUUCUAAGGGUUCUACUUGUCUCUGGGUCGGUCCAUCGGGAGUACUUCUGUGGUUGUGUGGAUCUCAAUAACAGGUGGAGUCCAAGGACCGCUGGGUCCUUCAGAGACACCAGAGAGUUGCAGCAGCAACUCCUUAUAGGAUGGUUUAAAGGCGUACCAAGGCUACACUUUGUACAUAAACAGCCUUACAGCACCAUGUUAUAGGACACAAGCAUACAACCUAAAGAGACAAUCCAUACAUACACAACAGAAUUACUCUCAGGCCUUCUCUGAAGGGACAUUUAAUUUAGUGUAUUUUACAAAUCUCAUACUUUAGCCAGUAUGCUGGCCUGUUUCAGCUUUAUUACAGACACUGAUGUGUGUAUAUACAUAUAGAGUAUGUUAAAGGACAGCUUCAUAGUUCUGUGCAUAGGUAUGUCAACCGACACUUUCACAUGAAUAUAUCCUUAUUGUAGAAUUUUACAACUUUUACAUUGGUUAACGCUGCUGUGCUCUUGUUCACUUAAACCAACGGAAUAUUUAACUUAAUGUGGUUAAGGAACACAAUGUUAUUCACGACGAUGUGGCGGGCUUUCUCCAGUACUUGAGUCUCGACUACCACAGUAGAUGUGUGAAGGGAAUAGUUCAAUGUGUGUAAUGCAAGAUACCAGAUUUCUACCUUUUCAGGAAAAUUAUUUGGGGCGAAAGACGAGAUGAGACGAGAGGUCUAUUAAUCCUUUCUCAGUUUUGGGGAUCAAACACCUUUGAGCAAAAUGUGAUGACGCUACUCUUAUUCAACUCUGAAAAUAAUUGGACACAGCUUUUAUUUAAUUACCUGCCACAUUUCUUAGCCCGUUUGGUCUAUUGACGAGACAUUGAGAUUGAUUGGUUUGGAGAUGGAGCAUUCAUUAAAACGUUUCUAUAAUGUGAAAGAGUGUGUGUUGGUUAGUGCUUUGAUUCGUGGGGAUUGUGUUUCCGUUUAUUUUAAACCACACAUCAUUUUUGCUGUAAUAAGUUUUGAGUUUUGCCCAUGUUUCCAAGAUGAACUGAUCAAAAAUGUAUUGUGUGUAUUCAAUGUCUCCAGUGAGUAUAUGCCUUGUACAAAUUAUGAUAGGGUAAAUGCUGUAACAUACUAGUCUUUUGACAUGGUGGUCUUUAAACAUGUCCUUGUAAUUGGUUUUGCACUGUUACAUUGAUAUGCACUGCUAAACAAAGUGGAACAGAAACAUACCUCAUUUUAUAUAGAUCAGAAAUGGAGCAAGUGGGUAUGUUGCAAUGAUAAGUAAAUGACAUGGGGACUUGCUUCAUAAUGUAGAUGAAUAAAGCUGCAAAGUAUCAUCGGCU
Molecule: messenger RNA, 5049 nt
Organism: Gadus morhua (Atlantic cod)
Lineage: Eukaryota; Metazoa; Chordata; Actinopteri; Gadiformes; Gadidae
Gene: mindy2
Product: MINDY lysine 48 deubiquitinase 2
Exons: 9
Coding region: 254-2230 (658 amino acids)
Biological process (GO): protein K48-linked deubiquitination
Cellular component (GO): cell periphery; cytosol
Molecular function (GO): cysteine-type carboxypeptidase activity; K48-linked deubiquitinase activity; cysteine-type deubiquitinase activity
Source: RefSeq, a predicted model, not a curated record